Messenger RNA from Amaranthus tricolor (Joseph's coat), 989 nucleotides. RefSeq names its product zinc finger protein ZAT9-like. Bases 125 to 865 code for a protein of 246 amino acids. Gene Ontology annotation, biological process: regulation of DNA-templated transcription. The record is from RefSeq and is a predicted model, not a curated record. Lineage: Eukaryota; Viridiplantae; Streptophyta; Magnoliopsida; Caryophyllales; Amaranthaceae. The transcript has a single exon.
UCGACUUUUUGUCUAAAAAAAAACCCUCUCCACACCUCACGCAAAGUUCACCAAAAAAGUACCCAAAAAAAGCUUUAAAAAAACAGAGUAUUUGCAACAAUCUUAAAUACUCUAUUUUUCUAGAAUGAGUAUGGAGAAAUAUAAAUGUAAGUUAUGCUCUCGAAAGUUUAGUAAUGGAAGAGCUUUAGGAGGUCAUAUGAAAUCUCAUAUCAUGAAUUUAGCAUCAUCAUCUUCAUCAAGUUUUUCAUCUUCCUCAUUUUAUGAUUCCGAUCAAGAGAAGAGUUUUGAUGAUAAACCUAGUGAAACUGAAUCAUUCAAGAAAAACCCAAAAAGGAAAAGAUCCAAAACCAAAAGGAUUAUCUUAAAAUCUUAUGAUGAUCAAGUAAAAGAAGUAACUUCUGAUGAAGAUUUGGCAAUUUGUCUUAUGAUGAUGUCAAGAGAUACAAGAAGUAAUAGCAUUAAGAAGAAGAUUUACAAAUGUGAAACUUGUAAUAAAGUAUUUAGGUCUUACCAAGCAUUAGGAGGGCAUAGAGCAAGUCAUAAGAAGAACAGAAUAAUUGGUAAUAAUUUGAUUAUUGAAGAGAUUAAAGAAAUGGGUAUUGAUUAUGAUCAUGAAAAUGAGAAGAAAAUUUAUGAUUGCCCCAUUUGUUUAAGAGUUUUUAGUUCUGGACAAGCUCUUGGUGGUCAUAAAAGAUCUCAUGAUGUUCUUGAUUACAGUCCAAAGAAGAAGAAGAUAAUAGUGAUUAGUAGUAAUAAUACUUUUACUACUACUAAUGAAAGGUUAAUUGAUCUUAAUCUUCCUGCACCACUUGAUUUUGAUUAUGAUCAAGAAGAGAUUAGUCAGAUUGAUGAUGGUCAUUUGUGAAUGUGAUUUCAAUUAAUUAAGUAAAGUCAAUAGGUGAUUUAUUAAUUUGGAAUCAAAGUCUUUAUUUAGUAAUUAAACACCAAAUUGAGUAUUUAGCAUUAAGUUUUUCAUAGAAAUUAGUUUA